Molecule: messenger RNA, 1823 nt
Organism: Theobroma cacao (cacao)
Lineage: Eukaryota; Viridiplantae; Streptophyta; Magnoliopsida; Malvales; Malvaceae
Product: UPF0481 protein At3g47200-like
Source: RefSeq, a predicted model, not a curated record
AUAUAUUCGAAACUUGAUACCUGAAUAAAGUACAAAGAAGAUCAUCUCCACCUAGUUAGUGCAAAGCAUAAAUUCAGUGGCUAGGUUACCCCAAUAGCUCGCGCCAUGCAAAAACACACAAACUUUACUCACCUUUUCUUCCGUCCUUUCGUCCUCUUGUUUCUUCGGGCAACUCCCCAAGUACACUACUAGAUUUCCAAACAUCCCAUAACUGUCGUUGACGUACCUCCUUUCAACCGUCAAGCUGGUAGGAUUCGAUGAGCAGCAACGAGAGGCACCCUGGAGAAGUGAGAGUUCCGAUUCAUGAGAUAGAGCACUCGGCUUUCAUCAGAGACGAGAGAACGAAAUUGAAAUCAGCCUUGCGUGAAGCCCAAAAACAAGAAAGCGAUUCAUCUCAAAGAGCCAAACCGCUAAUACAAAGAGUUCCGCCCGUCCUGAUCGGUAUCAAGGAAGAUUUUAAGAAAUAUUUUGAACCAAGGCUGGUAGCCCUCGGCCCUUUGCAUCAUGGUAAGCCGCAUUUCGAGCGGGCAGAGCACACCAAGCGUAAACUUGCAGGUCUCUUCGCAAACGAGAACGAAACAACUGAUGAAGUUCUAUUCAAUAAGAUUAUGGCAGAGAUAAAGGAUCUGAAGCAGUGUUACAAUCCGGAGGACAUAAAAGAUUACGACGAUGAGAAGCUAGCUUGGAUGUUCUUCGUGGACGGUUGUGCGGUGUUGUUUGCUGUACACUACGGUUUACAAGGCGACUUUAAGAAGUUGAACAUUAAAGCAGAUCUUCUGGUAUUUGCGCAACUUGAUUUGUUCUUGCUAGAAAACCAACUUCCUUACCGGGUUCUCAACAUAUUGAUUGGCUCAACGAAAGACCCCCAAAUGUGGGAGCAAUCAAUCACAAAAUUCGUCGGCAACAACCUCAUAACAAAUAUACCGGAUGGGAAGAAGAGCCAACACACAGACGAAGAAGAAAAGCAAGAGUACACUCAUCUUCUGGAGCGCUUGCGGACAAAACACUUGACGGGAAAGAAAGAGGAGAGUAGCAGUAGUAUGAUAGGUCGCUUGCUUCUGUCCUGCGGAGACAACCGAAAGCACAGGAAGACAUUUCGUAGCGUCAAGGAGCUUAAAGAAUCGGGGAUUGGUGUUGGACCUAGCGAGACAAACAACCUGAAAAACAUUUCCUUCUAUUGCAACUUUCUGGGAAGCCUAAAGAUGCCACGCAUCCUGGUGGAUGACUCAACAGCUUCCAAGUUCUUGAACUUGGUAGCUUUAGAAAUGUGUCGAGAUUUUGAGAAUGAUUUUGCGGUCACCUCUUACUUAUACUUCCUUGAUUCUCUCAUUGACACAGCAGAAGAUGUUAAGGAAAUGCGAGUUACAGGUAUGCUCCACAAUUACUUGGGCAGCGAUGAAGAAGUGGCUGAUCUUUUCAACAAAUUGAGCCGGGACUUGGUGCCAGAUCAGGCGAUGUACAAGGAUGUUACGGACAAUAUCCACAAGUACUGCAACAAUCCCUGGACGACCGCAAUGGCUCAAGCCUAUUACACCCAUUUUAGUAGCCCAUGGACGUUCCUCGGCCUUUUGGCUGCGCUACUUGGGCUUCUUUUCUCCGCUAUUCAGGCUUAUUACGCGUUUCCAAAUCACAAACGAAGUGAUUAAACUCCCUUAUGCGAGUCUUUCAGAGUUUCUUUUGAUUACACUACGUUUUUAUGUAUCCAUGAAAUGCUUUGCUAUUCUUUUCCCAGCUUCGUGUGACUGUGAGCAGCCAAUAAAGAAAUUGCAAAUGUAGGAUUCUGAGUUUUAUAAGUAAUAAAACUGACUUCUUUUAAAUCUUUA